AUGAACAAUGCCACCACAAUCCUUCUCCUGGGAUUUCCAGGCCCCUAUAGCUUCAGAAUUGUAUUUUUUCUCUUCCUCUUCAUAACGUUCCUAGCAACUAUAUGUGGUAACCUUAUGGUCAUCACUCUGGUGGCCUACAGCAAGAACCUCCAGUCCCCCAUGUAUUUCUUCCUAACACAACUCACCACUUCAGACAUCAUCACCACUUCAUCUAUUGUGCCGAAUAUGCUUCAUAUGUUUCUGAACAAUGGCUCCUCCAUGUCCAUUUCGCAAUGUAUCACACAAUUGUUUUUCUUUGGUUCUUCUGAAGCUUCUGAAUGUCUUCUGUUGACAGUGAUGUCUUACGACAGAUAUCUGGCCAUAUGUCACCCCCUACAUUAUGAGUCUGUAAUGAAUCCUAGGUUUUUACAGAAAUUGGUUAUCUUAUCCUGGACAUUAAGCAUUUCUAUAAAUUUUAUUAUCACAGUUAAUGUGUCCCAACUUCAGUUCUGCCGUUCGGAUGUCAUCAAUCACUUUUUUUGUGAUUUUGAUCCUAUAUUGAGGGUAUCUUGUUCGAAUAUAUUCAGAACUAAGUUACUGUCAACUAUUCUGAGCUUCCCAGUAAUCAUGUGCCCAUUCCUAAUAGUGGUCACCUCCUAUGUUUCCAUUGUACAUACAAUUCUCAGGAUCCAGUCAAUCAGCCACAGGCGGAAAGCCUUCUCCACCUGUGGUUCCCACUUGACAGUGGUGUCCAUAUUCUAUGGUACCCUGAUAUCCAUUUAUAUAAGUCCCAUAGAGGAAAAAUCUGUUGCUUUACAUAAAUGUUUGUCAUUUGUAUACACUGUGCUGACUCCAUUAACUAAUCCUGUGAUUUACUGCUUAAGAAAUAAGGAAAUUAAGGAAGCCUUCAAGAAGAUCCUUUAA
Bufo bufo (common toad) is the source of this 903-nucleotide messenger RNA. Its product is annotated as olfactory receptor 11L1-like. Gene Ontology annotation, biological process: G protein-coupled receptor signaling pathway. Lineage: Eukaryota; Metazoa; Chordata; Amphibia; Anura; Bufonidae. Gene Ontology annotation, cellular component: membrane. Gene Ontology annotation, molecular function: olfactory receptor activity; G protein-coupled receptor activity. The transcript has a single exon. Bases 1 to 903 code for a protein of 300 amino acids. The record is from RefSeq and is a predicted model, not a curated record.